UGAAAACCAAAUUUUAUCGAUAAGCAAAAAAAUAUUGCUAUAACAAAGGCUAAGUGAAUUACGGAAGGUGUGCCUUGACCGUAGCAUGCAACCUAUAAAAAUUAACUCAACUAGUUAAUUCAUUCCAUUGCUCUCAAUUAAAAACAAACAUCUAUAGGCGCAAACGACGAAAAUACCGAUACUCAGCAGGGGAGGAUUUUCUUGAAACUGGAGUUAAUACAGGUGCAUUCACAAUCGGGACAAACGCAAAUCGGUCGGUAAAUAACUUUUUAAUUUGGAUAAUAGUGUUUUAUCGAGUUAUGAAUAUUAAUAACUGUUCAAAUGACAGUUGAAACAAUGGAUAAUAGUUUGGAUGAUUUGGAUGUCUUAUUGAGAGAUAUAUAUGAGUACCUCAAAAAAAGAAAAGAAAACCCAACAUUAUCUACCGAUGAUAGACAAUUAGCUGAAAUAUUAAUCGACAGAUCAAAACAACAGUUGCAGAAAAUUGCAAUUCGCAAAAAUAAAGAGAAUGAACAUACCCAAGAUGAUCGCUAUGUGGACAUGUCGAAAAAUUCCAAUGAACCCCCACCACCUCUUCCUGUUAAAAAACCAGUACCUGCUCCACAACCAAUAAUACCACUUUUAUCUGAAACAGAGUGUCCGUAUAAAGAUUUGCCUGCUAAACAAAUAUCAAACGAAGUCAAACAUGGGACAUUAUCAAUACGUAAAAAAAUGUUCAACAUAAUUGGUUGUUCCAGUAAAGUGUAUGGAGCAAUACAAGAGAAUUGGCUGCUCAUGUACGGAUCGAGCAAAGAUGCUAAACCAUUUUGCGUACUGGAUUUAAAUAGGUACGAGGCGAAAGAAGAUGAAUCCGAUCCGACUGUGACUGAACUUGACAUCACAAGGGAUGGCGGCUUGAAAAAAACUAGCAAUAAAAUGGCGUCAUCUUUUAAAGUUUUUCAAUCGAUGUCACCUGAGAAAAAAAGCUACAGUUUUGUUGCUACCACACACAAAGACAUGUUGCAAUGGGUCGUCCAUAUUAACAGAAGCCAUGAUAAGGCUGUUAGGGAAAGCAAAGGAUUGGGUGAUCUUGUUUACGAUUAUUGUCAAAAUCCGCAGGACAAUCCUGAUGAUGAAAAUAUUUAUAACGAAAUUGAAAUGCCUCAGUUUAAACCUCUAACUAUUCCAAUAAACGAAGAACCUACUAAGAAACCUAGUAUACCACGAAGUUUACCUGAGAUCCCUACAAGUCAUUCAUCUCUUAGUUCGAAUGAGGAAAUAUAUCAAGAGUUAGGACCGAUUGAAGAAACAAUUUCACUGGGAAGUAUUAUGACUGAUGACUCAUUCGACAAAGAGGAAGAAGAAGACGAAACCUAUUAUGAGCUUGACGCAAUACGUAGCGAGGCCAAACGUUUUGAGAAAAAUGUGGAAGAUAAAGAAAAUUUGGAAAGUAAUAGUUCAGAUGCACCUCCAUCGUUGCCUAAAGAAAGUGACACAAUUCAAAUAAACAAGGAUGCUUUCGAGAUUACAGACAAUAAAAAUAUAAAAUUAGAAUCAACUUUGCCUGAAAGUACUUCAAAGCGAGAAAGUAAAAUGUCAAAUAAAUGUGUUAAUGGAAUCAGAAGUUUACAAAUUAAAAAAGAUCGCACAAACUCAGCAUCGAAAAAACCUGAUUUACCAUUAAAAAAGGAGAAUCUUAAAAUAAAUUUAUCUGCAAUUAAUACUCCCAGAAAGGUAUCAGCCAAAACUAAACUGAAUUCACCAGUAAAGGAAACUUCAACGGUAACCGUUAGGGAAUCCUCCAAUUCACAUGCCUCUUCACCAAAAGCCAAUCAUAGCAUAGUACAGAUAAUAAGACAAAGAUUUUCGACAAUGGAAUCUCAAAAUCGAAAUCUAGGAACGUUUUCGCGAAAUUCAAAAUUAGAAACGUUUCAAGCUAGUCCGUCAAGGGAUUCUGCUAUAGUUGAUGAUUUCAAGGACGUUUCUAAGCCAGAAAUUGACGAUUACUUGAGCCCCAUCAAGCCAGUGAAUAUUAAAUCCAAUAAAAAAUCAGAUAAUGAUAAUGAAAAACCCAUGGUUCUAUUAAAGCCUGAUAUUGGAGAAGAAGAUGAGUCUACUAAGAAGUUACGAAAAUCUCCUAUAUCAUCAUGUACCACAAAGAAAGUUGCCAAAAAGUUGCAAUUUUAAAAGAUUUAAACUCUACAGAAUCUUGCGUUAAUAUGUAUUUAUAUGACAUCCUAGGUUAAUAUGUAAUCAUUAUUUCAAAAUAUCAUGAUGAUUGGUCAAUGGAAUUUUUUAGAAAUUCUAGUAGGUACCUACUUGCAGUGCGGAACUUUUUACCAUGAUUAGGUAUCUUCUACGCAUUUUUUAGACCAUGGAGUAAAUUUAAAAAAAAACCUUUGUGGUAUGUUUUAUCUUAAUUUAAAUACAGAAUUUGUAUAAAAUAUAAUGAUAUCUUUAAUUUUGCAACAAAUUUUUGAAAAAAAAAAAAAAAAAAAUGAGUAAUCUAAUCAUCUCAUGUAAUAUUCUGAAUUCUUGGAACAAAUUAUGCAAUAAAUUUUUAAUUAUAUUGAGUUAUUUAAGCCUGCAUGUCUCGUCUUGUGAUAAUGGGCCAAUAUCAAAUUAAAGCCAUGUAAUUAAGUCAUGUUAUAAUGUAGAUAUCAAGUUUGGUCCUAUCCUAGGUCAGAUUUUAGAUAAAAUAAGUGUAUUGGGAUGAAAAUAUGUAAAUUAAAUAAGC
Ceutorhynchus assimilis (cabbage seed weevil) is the source of this 2716-nucleotide messenger RNA. Lineage: Eukaryota; Metazoa; Arthropoda; Insecta; Coleoptera; Curculionidae. The record is from the annotation of a GenBank genome assembly.